Molecule: messenger RNA, 3345 nt
Organism: Aaosphaeria arxii CBS 175.79
Lineage: Eukaryota; Fungi; Ascomycota; Dothideomycetes; Pleosporales
Product: ARM repeat-containing protein
Exons: 4
Coding region: 204-2870 (888 amino acids)
Biological process (GO): mitotic spindle organization; microtubule polymerization; establishment or maintenance of microtubule cytoskeleton polarity
Cellular component (GO): kinetochore; centrosome; microtubule plus-end
Molecular function (GO): microtubule plus-end binding; microtubule plus end polymerase activity
Source: RefSeq, a predicted model, not a curated record
CCAACACCCACACACCCACCACACACACACGACAACCACAACCACAACCACAUAAACCACCAUUCCUCCCAACCUGUACAAACGCCAGUCUUUCUUCCUCCAUUACCUCAAGCUCGAGCUUAUGCGGCACUUUAGCAUCGCCAGCACCUGAAACUCUGUUUGAUUGAUACUCCAAAAGCCCAAACCUACCGGAACCGUUCACCAUGGGAGACCAAGAGGAGGACUUUAGCUCACUCCCGCUUCCCGACCGAUUCGCUCAUAAGAACUGGAAGGUGCGAAAAGAGGGUUAUGAGGCCGCUGCAAAGGAGUUUAGUCUCGCUGCUAGCGAAUCAGACCCUGUUGUUCGACAAUUUAUCAACGAUUCAGGUAUCUGGAAGGGUGUGGUAGGCGAUUCAAAUGUGGCAGCACAGCAAGAAGGGUUGGGCGCACUCUGUGCGUUCCUUGACAUUGCAGGAGCAGCAGGUUCGACAAGAACACGGAAUGUCACCAUUGCUACGAUUGCCGAGAAGGGACUCCCCUCGACGAGACCAGCAGCCAAGCAAAAGGCAGUAGAGGCGUUGAUGCUCUACAUUGAGACGGACAAGCCAGAUCCUGUAAUCGAGGAACUCCUUCCCAUACUCUCUCACAAGCAACCAAAGGUCAUUGCGGCAACACUAGACGCGUUAACACAAAUCUACCAUGCCUACGGUUGUAAGACGGUCGAGCCAAAGCCAGUCCUCAAAGCUCUACCCAAGGUCUACGGCCACGCCGACAAGAACGUGCGAGCAAAGGCACAAGAACUCACGGUCGAAUUCUACAGAUGGUUGAAGGAAGCCAUGAAGCCAUUGUUUUGGAACGACCUCAAGCCUGUUCAGCAACAAGACUUGGACAAGCUUUUCGAGAAAGUCAAAGACGAGCCGCCUCCAAAGCAGGAGCGAUUACUACGAUCGCAGCAAGCCGCGAAAGAAUCCGCCGCUGCAGCCGGUGGCGAUGGCGAUGAAUAUGGCGAAGAGGAGGAAGAGGCCGCGAUCGAUCUUGAGCCUGAGUAUGAAGCAGUCGACGUGUUCCCGAAGAUACCGAAGGACUAUAACGAGAGGCUCGCAUCCAGCAAGUGGAAAGAUCGAAAAGAAGCCUUAGAAGAAGUACAGAAAGCCCUCAACCACCCCAGGAUUGCCGAAGGUCCUUUUGACGAGUUACUACGAGGAUUUGCGAAGAGUAUGAAGGACGCCAACAUUGCCGUCGUCUCGACGGCGGCUAAUUGUGUUGAACUUCUUGCUAAGGGACUCCGCAAAAGCUUCGCCAAGUACCGAUCCGUCAUCAUGAACCCAAUGAUGGAAAGACUCAAGGAAAAGAAGCAGUCUGUUACCGAUGCCAUUGGUGGCGCUUUGGAUGCCGUGUUUGCAUCUACUAGUCUACAAGAAUGCUUGGAGGAGAUUCUGGAGUUCCUGAAACACAAAAACCCGCAAGUCAAAUUGGAGUCCACGCGGUUCCUUGUGAGAUGCCUGAAGACGACAAGGGAAGCGCCGUCUGCAGCUGAGGUCAAAACCAUUAGCGAUGCUGCGAUCAAACUAUUGACAGAAUCACAAGAGGUGCAACGAUCGGCAGGUGCAGAAGUCUUGGGAACUCUAUGGAAAAUCAUGGGUGACCGCAUCAUGAAUGCCCAUCUGGAUGGUCUUGAUGAGAUUCGCAAGAGCAAGAUCAAGGAGUUCUAUGAGGCGGCUGAGGUCAAAGCUAAAUUCAAACCAAAGGCUGCUGCUCCACCUCCCAAGCCAGCUGCAGCCCCGGCCGGAAAACGACCAGCGCCUGGUAAGAGACCGCCAGCAAAGAAGCCCGCGCCUGUUGCUGCCGCUGCUCCGCCUCCGCAGGAAGAGCCUGCUGCACCUUUGGCCCCGAAACCGACCUCUCGACCAGGCGCAUCUAAGUUGGGCGCGCCAAAAACUGGUCUCGCGGCACCAUCAAGAUUGGGGGGACUCAAGAAACCUGGGUCUGGUCUCGCUGCCCCCUCUCCAAGGCGCCCAGUAGCAUCUCCACCUCCUGAGGAGGAGUUUGCUCCCCCACCCGCGCAGCCUAAACUAGGAUUGACCCCCGGACGAGGCCUCGCUGGUCGUCCAUUAGGGAAACCUAUGGCGGAGCCCGCUCCUGCUCCUGUCGCAGCGCCUACGGGACUCAGUUUAGUCGAGCGAGCUGAGCUGGACGAGUUGAGGGCGGAGGUAGAGAGGCUUCGCAGGCAGAAUGAGGAGGUUCGAGCGGAACGCACAAAGCUGACCUCCCAAAUCCACGAGUUGCAGAACCAGAAUGCUCAGCUUAUCGAAGAUCACACGCGUGAUGUGCUUUCUAUAAAAGCUAAGGAAACCCAACUGGUUCGUGCGCGCAGCGACUACGAAGCUGCGGAGCAGACUGUACAAAACCAACGUCGCGAGAAUGAUCGACUGAAACGCGAGCUUAGCCGUCAAGUUCGUGCCACCAGCCCGCCGCCUACGGAUCUUUCUGAACAGAUUUAUGCCGACUCUACCGGAGGUCCCGGACGCUUUGGCGACUCUGGCUACGGCAGCACUGGUCUUCACGGGGCCCGUAACAGAAGUAUUGUCAGCCAACCGACUAGUCCUGGGCUCGAAGGUAAGGAGAACUUCGAUUCCCUUUCUGGAAGCGCUUUGGGCGGAAAACUGAGCCCUUUGCGUGUAGGAGCUGGCUCUUCGAAGUCGUCGAUUUCCUCGCGAGGUGGUCGGGCAAGCCCUGCGGAGAGUGGAAUAAGCGGAUUCGGAAGCCUGGGGGGUUCGCAAGCAAACAAUGGUGCAGAGAGCUGGAAGCGUGCGGCUGAGGUGACACAAAACCUCAAGCAAAGAAUCGAGAUGAUGAAGGCUAAACAAGGGCUUGGCCGGUUACAACAAUAGACCCUGAAUAAUGCACUCUCCAUUGUGCCGCAUAACGCAACAUUGCCAGCGCCAUGUGGCACGUAACAUCGGGAAUUCCCAAUGCAGAGGCAACAUGCACGACAUUCGCAGCAUCGGCCUUCGGUGCGGCUUAACACCGCCUUUCAUGGUUUUCCUGUAUAUUUGCUUUCGAUACCUUUCAAGCGGACAUCUGUGUACGCUCGUUCUUGAUGGCAUUUAUGUGGCGUUCGGGUUGGUUUCUUUACUCUGGAUCUGGGUGGACCGGUCAGGAAAAGGAACUGGACGGAAGUGGGAUGAUGACGAUGAGCUUGAUACCAAGUAGAUUACCUUUUUCUCACCCGUUGGCCCUUGGUUGAUGGGCCAGCAUCUUUCUAGAUGAGCCACCAUAACGUUGUGUAGGUGAGCUUUUAGCCAUAUCGCAUAAUCUUUGAGUGGACAAUGAUGCGAACAUAAUACCAAUCUUACUCCACAUCGU